Molecule: messenger RNA, 1899 nt
Organism: Trichoderma asperellum CBS 433.97
Lineage: Eukaryota; Fungi; Ascomycota; Sordariomycetes; Hypocreales; Hypocreaceae
Molecular function (GO): oxidoreductase activity
Source: RefSeq, a predicted model, not a curated record
AUGAACCUCUUGCUCAAGGCCUCGGAUCCAAAUGUGGUGGCCCAAAAACGCAAGUCGUCUGUCGGAUUGCACCCCCCGCCACCUAAAUCUGCCGCAGACAAGGCUGCUGCGGCAGCUGUGGUGCUGAACCGCUACCGCAUUCAAUAUCAGAAUGAUUGGGAUAUGCCCACGUCGAUAAUAACCUCGAAAGAACUCAUCAAGGGAUUCAUUGAUCGCAACGAGUCGAUUGAACUCAUCCUGCCGGCAUUCCCUUUUAAGUCUUCCAAUAAGUCGCAAAAGGUCCUUGGUUCGCUUCCAGAUGAAGCUGAACGUGUCUCAUUGAUGCACCUCAAUGGCCUUUGCGAGUCUAUCAAGGAAGUAACAGAAAAUGACUGUCAUCUGACAAUUAUUUCUGACGGCAUAUCAUACAAUGACCUCUUGGAUGUGUCUGACAGCGAAGUGUGGACGUAUGGCCAGACUCUACGCUCCAUGGCUCAAGAUAUGGGCUGCAACAACAUACGGUUUUCACGUAUAUAUGAGCUACUGGGAUCAGAGUAUAGCCAUUAUACUACAUUAACAGAGGAGGAAUAUCUCCGCAUGGUUCCUGAGUUUCGAAAAGGGCUUGAAAGUAAUCUUCCCGAUGGAUACAAUGUCGCAGAAGAAAUCUCAAACAAUGCCGAUGUGACCGCUACAUAUCGCGGCUAUAAGAAGUUCCUAGAGACUGAGCGUGACACUAAGCUCGGUCGUUCAAGAGCUGACAAAGAAAAUGCCGAGAUUGCCAAACGGAUGUUGAAUCGCGGUAAAGCCUUCGCUGAAGCUAUUAAAAAGAGAUUUCCAGUCUCUGUUCGUUUGUCAAUUCAUCCAUCCACAGAUGUUAACAAGAUAUCCAUUGCGCUGUUGCCUCAAGAUAACGAGGUGCCUAUGACCCCUUGGCACGGCGCCGCUGUGCGCAAGGUUGACGGAACCAUUACCAUGAUGCACGCCUAUAAAGUGCUGGCUAUAUCUCAUGAGAUUAUUUACCAAAAUGGCCGUCCCAUGUACUUCCGGGAGCGAUCUGAUCUCUUCUCAUGGAAUGACAAGGACCUAGAUUUUGAGUAUCUUUACCCAACGGGUAUACUGGUUCGACCACGGGACCCGCGAUCUGCCAAGAACGCGCUCUGUACUGUUGAUAUGCAAAAAGUCCGCCAAUUGUCUGAACUAUGCUCCCCUGUUGUUCUUCGUGGCUUCACUGAUACUAGAGACCGCCGCGCCUUCACUGCCAAAGCAUACGAUCUAGGUACGGUUUUACCCUGGAAGUCAGGCGUCAUCCAAGAAGUCAAGGAUGAGGGCAAUUCAGAUGCCUCCAGCAACAGCGUUGUCUCAAAAGAGGCUAUGCCCAUGCACUAUGACGGCAUGUUUAAGCUGAUCACCGUCAAAGACGAAAAGACUGGAGAAGAGAAACAGGUUUCCGCCAUACCACGGUUCCAAUAUUUCGUUUGCCAGGCAGCCGCGCCUCCAGGGGACGGCUAUACUCUGUUCUCAUCCUCAAGCCGCUUUGUGCAAUACUUGCCACAGUCUUACAACAUUAAGAAGCUAUCCAAGAUCCGCUGGAGCACUCAUAGCCAUGGCUAUUUCCAACAUGAUUUAAGUGACCUCCCUCUGAUUGUGCCGCAUCCAUCGCUGGGGACGCCAUGCGUGCGCUGGCUUCAGCCGUGGCCACGCUGGAAAACUGCCUACAAUUCCCAUGACAUCAGCAUCGACAAUGGCUCGCAGAAUCUCAUUUCUUUAGUUGACUCUAUUCUGUUUGAUCGCCGAGUCUGCCUUUAUUUCACCUGGGAAAAGGGUGACGUUCUGGUUUCUGACAACUUUUUAAUGUUGCACACUCGCACUGCGUUCCAGGGAAAUUGUGAUCGCGAACUGUGGCGUAUCCAUGUUGACUAA